CAACACACCAACUGUUCUUGGGUCAUCCUCUCAGCAAAAUGUCUCACGAUUAUUUUGGAUUCUCCUCUAUAAGGAGAAUGGCAAGAAAUGGCACAGAACCUCCAACAGUGGCCCUUAACAAUGCGGCGGAUAUAUCCGUUAUUGUAAUUUACUUUUUGGUUGUCUUGGCUGUGGGAAUAUGGGCUAUGGUCCGCACCAACCGGUCCACAGUUGGUGGCUUUUUCCUUGCAGGGAGGAGUAUGGUGUGGUGGCCAAUCGGAGCGUCACUCUUUGCCAGCAACAUUGGCAGCGGGCACUUUGUAGGAAUAGCUGGAACCGCUGCAGCUUCGGGAUUGGCCAUUGGUGGAUUUGAAUGGAAUGCUCUAAUAGUGGUCGUCAUUCUGGGAUGGCUCUUUGUGCCCAUCUACAUUAAAGCUGGGGUGGUCACCAUGCCUGAGUAUCUGAAGAAGAGGUUUGGAGGACAGCGUAUUCGCAUCUAUCUCUCUGUGCUGUCCCUCUUCCUGUAUGUGUUCACCAAGAUCUCAGCAGAUAUGUUCUCUGGCGCCAUUUUUAUCAACCAGGCUCUUGGGUUGAAUAUCUACCUUGCUGUUAUCAUGCUACUAAUGAUUACUGCACUGUACACUGUCACAGGUGGACUGGCUGCAGUGAUAUACACAGACACCUUACAGACCAUCAUCAUGGUUGUCGGGUCAUUCAUCCUUAUGGGCUUUGCUUUCAACAAGGUGGGAGGUUAUGAAAACUUCCAGAAUGGCUACAUGAACGCCGUCCCAGCUAUCACCGCUAACAUCAGUGAAAGCUGUUACGAGCCUCGGGCAGACUCCUUCCAUCUUUUUAGGGAUGCGAUUACAGGAGACCUGCCAUGGCCUGGCCUGGUGUUUGGACUCACCAUUCAGGCCACUUGGUACUGGUGCACUGACCAGGUGAUUGUCCAGCGCUGCCUCUCCGCCAAGAAUUUAUCUCAUGUAAAGGCCGGCUGCAUCUUGUGUGGCUACCUGAAGCUGCUGCCCAUGUUCCUCAUGGUGUUCCCUGGGAUGAUCAGCAGGAUCCUCUACCCUAAUGAGGUGGCAUGUGUGGACCCAGACGAAUGUAUAAAAUACUGCGGGGCCAGCGUGGGCUGCACCAACAUCGCUUAUCCCAAACUAGUGGUGGAUCUUAUGCCUGAUGGUCUGCGAGGUCUCAUGCUGUCUGUGAUGAUGGCCUCUCUGAUGAGCUCCCUUACCUCCAUCUUCAACAGUGCCAGCACUCUCUUCACCAUGGACAUCUACACUAAGAUUCGCCGCACUGCCAGUGAAAAGGAACUCAUGAUUGCCGGCAGGGUGUUCAUUUUGGCUCUGAUUGGUGUGAGCAUCGCAUGGAUCCCUGUGGUGCAGUCAGCACAGAGUGGUCAGCUCUUUGACUACAUCCAGUCCAUCACCAGCUACCUCACACCACCUGUUGCAGCUGUGUUCAUGCUUGCCAUCUUCUGCAAACGUGUCAAUGAGGCUGGUGCAUUUUACGGACUCAUAAUUGGCCUUCUUAUCGGCCUGUCCAGGAUGAUUGCUGAGUUUGCAUAUGGGACAGGCAGCUGUAAUAACCCCAGUAACUGUCCCACCAUCAUAUGUGGAGUUCACUACCUCUACUUUUCCAUCAUCCUGUUUGUUAUCUCCUGUAUCAUCAUCCUGUCAGUCUCUCUCAUGACCAAACCCAUCGACGACAAGCAUUUGUAUAGGCUGUGCUGGGGCCUGAGGAACUGUACGGAGGAGAGGGUGGACCUCGAACAAGACGACUGGGUUGAUAACGAUGAUUCCAAAUAUAUGGACGUGGAUGAACCAGAGGAGGAGCCAGGCUUUUGCAAGAAGGCCUUGUUGUGCUUCUGCGGCCUGGAGAACAAGAAAGCUCCACAGCUGAGUCCAGAGGAGCAGGCGGAGUUGCAGAAGAAGCUCACAGACACCUCAGAGAAGCCUCUAUGGAGGAACAUCGUCAACGCUAACGCCAUCAUUCUCCUCUGCGUGGCUGUUUUCUGUCAUGGCUUUUACGCUUAAAGACUGACUCCAAGUACUCUCAGGUCAUUUAUAUUUAAGUAACAGCAUUUUAUAUUAAUGUAUAUUAUGACCGAAGAAUUGCUUAUUACCCUUAACCCUCAAAAAUAGAAUAUAAUGUAUACUCUUCUACUCUGUGUCAUUAAGUAACUGACACACGGUUGUUUCGAAGCGUCCAGCUUGCCAUUUUGACUGUCAACAUCUUUGAUUUUUGCAGCCAGAACUUGCUUAGACUUUAUUUAGGCAACCAAAAGAUUACAAUUACAUUUUAUGAACUGAAAACACUGAAAUUGCAACAACAGCUAUGCCUAUACUCUGUGAAUCUGGGGUUAUGGCAUGAUUACGAUACAUAAUAAAUAUUGUUGCUAUGAUAGUGACUUUUCAGUCACAAAAUAGCCACACACUAAACCAUGCCCCGCUGUAUUAUCUAUUUUACUCUAAAUGGGGUUAUAAUUUACAAAAUGAACAUCAUGCUAUGUUGAAGAAGCCUUGAAACUAGAGAUUGAGACCAUAAACUCAUCAGGGCAGUGUUUACUGUGGUAAUAAAUCAUGAGACAAGGAGGGUCAUUUUCUGAUAGACUUCCAUAUAAUCACACUUCUCUUUGGAGCCAGUGAAAUCGCCCUUUGCUGGCCAUUCGAGAGAAUGCAGGUUUUGAGGCACUUCCGCAUUGGCCUCACUUUUCAGACCCCCAAACUAUAAUAAGUGCUGAUUCAUUAUAUUUGGGUGUAAAGUUAAUUUUCAAAAACGUCUUGAUAAAUAAGACUUUAAUAACUUAAUAGAAAAUAUUAAGUUUUCAGUGUGUAGUUUUUGUUUUGUUAGGCUGUUUCUUAAAACUUCUAUAAUGAGCACAUUUCCUGUAUAGUACCAAAUUACAUAACUCUUUAAAAGAAAGAUCCUAAGACAGUUACACAGCAGCUACUUUUACGAAUUUACUAAAAAUUAAAAAAAACUCUGAAUAUGCUAAUAUAAUGUAUAAUGUAGUGUUCACACUGAAAACGAUGUAUUAUGUGUAAUGUUUGGGUAUUCACUUUUUUCUGUUUUCUUAUCAUUUGUAUCAAAUUGUGCCCCCCUCUCCUCAUAGUAAAAUGUCCUGAAAGUUACUAAUGAAAUUCCUGAAAAUUAUUCAGAAGAUUUCCAGAAAAUGAGCAUAAAAAUAAGCAACCUGUGAAGUGUUGCCUCUUAUCAUUAUUAUUAUUAUUAUUAUUAUAUGUAUUAUGUAUGUUUGGCUAUUGAACUCUUCUAGGACAUACUGAAAAAUGAUAUUUCUAUUAAGUUUGUGCCUAUCUAAAACUCCCAAGACAUUUCAUUACUUUACAUGAGACUCUAGAGUUUUUGUGAUAUAUAAUUUAUUUAUCAUUUUCAAUUCUGAAGGAAUCAUAUUCGGAGUCAUAUUUUAAUAUAUUAACACAAAGAAAGUAUUCAUUGUGCAUACAUUUUCACCCAUCUGUACACAUGACUACUCCACAUUUGUAGGUCUUCCAGUGUUAAGUCUUUACUGUUGCUUUUAUGUGUAUAAGCAAAAUGAGUGUGUGUAAGCAUGAUGAGAAAAGGACACUGGUGGCUUUAUAUUUUAGAGUAGCUCAUUAACGGAGCUGCAGGGUGACUCUAAUUUCUGCCUAAAAUAAUAAAGAAAAAAAAGAUAUCUAGUGAUAAACAAAUGCUUGUAAAUUACCUGUAAAGCAUACUGGAUGUGAGAGCAGAUAGAAGAUAAUUAUUUAUGUGUGCUACCUCAUUCAACCUAAACUUAAAUUCUUCUCAUUAUGUGUGCUCAGAGUCCAUGUGUGGUGCCACACAUUCAGUCUGUGCACUUUACAGUAUGAGUGCUGUGAAUUACACAAUGCACCAUCUGACUGUCUUUACUUCCCUCUAGUGGCUCACUGUUGCUGAGGUAUCUUGUGCUAUCUUCCAUUGACUUCAUAA
This is a messenger RNA of Scomber scombrus (Atlantic mackerel), 3939 nucleotides long. RefSeq names its product solute carrier family 5 member 1 (gene slc5a1). The transcript is spliced from 15 exons. Gene Ontology annotation, cellular component: plasma membrane. The coding region runs from base 39 to 2021 and encodes 660 amino acids. The record is from RefSeq and is a predicted model, not a curated record. Gene Ontology annotation, molecular function: D-glucose:sodium symporter activity. NCBI's taxonomy places the organism in Eukaryota, Metazoa, Chordata, Actinopteri, Scombriformes, Scombridae. Gene Ontology annotation, biological process: sodium ion transport; transmembrane transport.